This is a messenger RNA of Rotaria sp. Silwood2, 255 nucleotides long. NCBI's taxonomy places the organism in Eukaryota, Metazoa, Rotifera, Eurotatoria, Philodinida, Philodinidae. The record is from the annotation of a GenBank genome assembly.
AUGUUUCCAGUUACAAUUAACUAUUCAUAUUUCUUCUUAUGUUUUAUUAUAAGAAAUUCAUUCAACACUAUUGCUACAACUUUUUCAACAGAUAAUACUCAUCAUUUUACUUUGCCAUGUGCCUCUUCUUCUAAUCAUUCCGAUAAAUCAACAACAUUUUCUUCAACAACUACUCAAAUGACAAAUGGAUUCAUUUCGUUUGCUAAUACAACAGAUGGAAACCCUUUUACACAACAACCUAGUACAAAAACAUAA